CAAUUCCUAUCAAUUCGACGGCCAGAUAGCCAGAGGCAUCGUUCUCUCUCCCUCUCUCUCCGAUGAUUUCCUCGGUGACUUCCAUGGCUUCGUUUCGUUUCCCGGGCCACCGCAUCCGCCGCAAUUCCACGGCCAUAACUUUUCUCCUACUGAUUUCUAUAUCUGCGAUGGCGGCCGAAGAUUCCGGUGCCGAGAUUCCUGGUUGUACGAAUAAGUUUCAGAUGGUCAAGGUCUUAAACUGGGUUGAUGGGGUAAAACGUGACUUUCUUACUGGCUUAACUGCUAAUUUUGGAGCACAAUUGCCUUCCCAUGCUGAAGAAAGCAUAAAGUCGCCUGCUGCUUUCACAGAUCCUUCAGACUCAUGUUUCAAUCUCUCUUCCAGGUUAAAUGGUCAUAUUGCUUUGUCUAUCCGAGGCAACUGUGCUUUCACAGCUAAGGCAAAACAUGCAGAAGCAGCUGGUGCUGCUGCUCUUGUGGUGAUAAAUGACAAAGAAGAUAUUGAUGAGAUGGGAUGUAUGGACAAGGACGUGCCUCUAAAUAUCAGCAUACCUGUCUUAAUGAUCUCUAAAUCAAGCGGGGAUGCUCUCAACAGGUCUCUGGUCGGUGGUAAGACAGUUGAGCUUUUGUUAUAUGCACCAAACCGUCCUGCCGUGGACUUCACAGCAGUAUUAUUACUGUUGAUGGCUGUUGGAACAGUUGUUAUUGCAUCAAGUUGGUCAGAGCUUACAAAUUCUGAACAGGCAAAUGGAUCUUACAGUGCAUUAUCAAAGGAAUCUUCUAGCACUGGAACUGACAAAGAUGACUUGGAGAAGGAAAUCCUUGAUAUAAGUGCUACUGGUGCUGUAUUUUUUAUUGUGACCGCCUCCAUUUUUCUGCUGCUGCUCUUCUUCUUCAUGUCAUCGUGGUUUGUAUGGGUGCUCACCAUAUUUUUCUGCAUCGGUGGUAUGCAGGGUAUGCACAAUGUCAUUAUGACACCUAUGUUAAGAAAAUGCAAACAUCUUGGUCAGAAAUCUGUCAAGCUUCCUCUGCUUGGGAGAAUUUCAGUCCUGUCACUAGUGGUCUAUUUGUUCUGUAUGUCAUUUGCUGUCUUCUGGUUUGUAAAACGGCAAACAUCAUAUUCUUGGGUUGGCCAAGACAUUCUGGGCAUCUGUUUGAUGAUCACGGCAUUGCAAGUGGUUCGAUUACCUAACAUCAAGGUUGCUACUGUACUUCUUUGCUGUGCUUUUGUCUAUGACAUCUUCUGGGUCUUCUUGUCACCAUUGAUAUUUCACCAGAGUGUCAUGAUAGUGGUUGCACAAGGUGACAGCAGCAGCGGGGAAUCCAUUCCCAUGCUACUAAGGAUUCCUCGCUUUUUCGAUCCAUGGGGUGGUUAUGACAUGAUUGGUUUUGGGGAUAUCCUUUUCCCCGGUUUGCUCAUUUGCUUUGCCUCCAGAUAUGACAAAGUUAAAAAGAAGGUACUAUCAAAGGGGUACUUCCUGUGGUUGACAGUAGGCUAUGCCAUAGGACUGUUACUGACAUAUCUGGGGUUAUAUCUCAUGAACGGGCAUGGUCAACCGGCGUUACUAUACAUCGUACCCUGCACACUCGGUCUUGCUGUCAUUCUCGGAUUGGUGAGAGGAGAACUCAAAGAACUAUGGAAUUAUGGUACAGAAGAAGAAUCAUACGCGUCGGAAGAUCCUCGAGUCGACGAGGCGUGAGUGAUCACUCGAAUAAAAAAAAAGGUUUAAUAGCCGACGAUGAUCGGAGGUAGUGAAACUCGACAUAUUAUUACAUCUAGCCUCGUCUCUCUCGUCUUGUAUUGUACCGAACCGAAUUCGAACCGAACCCCCGAGGUUUGGACAAAUGAAGAACUGAAGUUUCAUCUCGCUUUUUUUUUUUCCUUUUGUGGGGGAAUAACUUUGUGACGUACACUUAGUAUUUUCUCAAUACCAGACAAUGCCGGUGUUUGUACAUAUUCAAACGACAA
This is a messenger RNA of Tarenaya hassleriana, 1966 nucleotides long. RefSeq names its product signal peptide peptidase-like 3. The record is from RefSeq and is a predicted model, not a curated record. Gene Ontology annotation, cellular component: lumenal side of endoplasmic reticulum membrane; lysosomal membrane; Golgi-associated vesicle membrane. NCBI's taxonomy places the organism in Eukaryota, Viridiplantae, Streptophyta, Magnoliopsida, Brassicales, Cleomaceae. Gene Ontology annotation, biological process: membrane protein proteolysis. Gene Ontology annotation, molecular function: aspartic endopeptidase activity, intramembrane cleaving. The coding region runs from base 63 to 1697 and encodes 544 amino acids. The transcript has 14 exons.